AAGAUGUUGACCAGAAAGAUUAAACUCUGGGACAUAAACGCCCACAUCACCUGCCGCCUGUGCAGCGGAUAUCUCAUCGAUGCGACCACAGUCACCGAGUGCUUGCACACCUUCUGUAGGAGCUGCCUGGUCAAGUAUUUGGAAGAAAACAACACUUGCCCGACGUGUAGAAUCGUCAUCCACCAGAGCCACCCGCUGCAGUACAUUGGUCAUGACAGAACCAUGCAAGAUAUUGUUUACAAAUUGGUACCUGGCCUCCAAGAAGCGGAGAUGAGGAAGCAGAGGGAGUUCUACCACAAACUGGGCUUGGAGGUUCCUGGAGACACCAAGGGAGAGACCUGUUCCACGAAGCAGCACCUCGACUCCCAUCGGAACGGUGAAACCAAAGCAGAUGACAGUUCCAACAAAGAAACCGCAGAAGAGAAGCAGGAAGAGGACAACGAUUACCACAGAAGUGACGAGCAGGUAAGCAUCUGUCUGGAAUGCAACAGCAGCAAACUCCGGGGGUUAAAGCGGAAGUGGAUCCGCUGUUCGGCCCAGGCCACGGUCUUGCACCUAAAGAAGUUCAUCGCCAAAAAACUUAACCUUUCAUCUUUCAACGAGCUGGACAUAUUAUGCAAUGAGGAAAUCUUGGGCAAGGACCACACCCUCAAGUUUGUAGUCGUCACUAGGUGGAGGUUCAAGAAAGCCCCUCUACUGCUGCAUUACAGACCCAAGAUGGACCUCCUGUGA
This is a messenger RNA of Orycteropus afer afer, 732 nucleotides long. It is a transcript of the gene PCGF3, whose product is annotated as polycomb group ring finger 3. Gene Ontology annotation, biological process: regulation of transcription by RNA polymerase II. The record is from RefSeq and is a predicted model, not a curated record. Gene Ontology annotation, cellular component: PRC1 complex. NCBI's taxonomy places the organism in Eukaryota, Metazoa, Chordata, Mammalia, Tubulidentata, Orycteropodidae.